CCGGAUAUCGAUUCGCGCAUCUGGAAAUGCCUGCGUUGAAGCUCUUCGGUCGAAAAUGGUUGGCCGCAACCGACGAUCUCGUAUACCCAGGCCUGUUCGAAUUAUUUAUUCGUAUUGUAUGGUUGAUUCUUAUAGGGAUCGCCUGCGCAAGGUACUACGAGGAUACGUGGAAUUGUCGGUUGGGAGGUGAAUUAGUGCGCGUGUACCUCCUCGGCGAAGCGGUCAUGCUUGGUAUCGUCACGCUUUUGAUACUCAUCAUUAUCAGGCAUAGCGCGAGGGGGGCUAUCAUGGACACGCAUGCCCGACGCUACGUCGAACCGCUUCUGCUGGUCAAGAUAUUGAUGCUACUGCCAGAGAUCGGAUGGAACAUUCUGGGUACUCUAUGGAUUUUCGGACAGAGUGUGGAGUGCAGGCAUGAAUCAUACUCUAUUACGGUCGUGGAGGCCUUGGUGUUCUUCGAUUGGAUCUUGAUCGGUCUCAGCAUCUUCGGCCUCGCCCUAGUAUUCGACCCAAUUGGCUCUCUGGAGAAAAAACAGCUAGAGAACUCCGUGGAGCACGGCAAGGUCUCGCGUAUUUGGCUGAGGAGAUUCAAGUUCCUGUGGUGGAUGCGUAAGGACGAGAGUGCGAACGAGGCCUUUCAACAAGUCGCUGGUCUUUUAACUGCUUUAUUCCGAGGCACGGAUUUGGUUCCUUCGGAUGUGAUGGCAGGAUGUAUUUUACUGAGAGUCCGGCAGAAGCGAGAAACUCAUGAAUUGCGAAAAUUAAAUCUAAUUGCGCGUCCAAAAUACUCUUCAGACAGUAGCGGGAUUUUUUCGAGCGCACCUAACUGGAUGUCCUUGGAAGCCGCCCAUCACUUUCUGCAACUAUCGAUCGCUUCCUACGGCUGGCUUUUCGUAGUAUAUCAGCACGCAUGUACCGGAUGUUUUCGUUUAAUAAGCGGCAUGAGAUGCUGUGCUUGUUUCCGACGAAAGCGUAACAUUAUUUUAGACGAUAACUGUUGUCUCUGUUAUCUUUCUGGAGUAAAAUACCUGUCAAAGAUAUCUGAAGAUGAUAUUCUAUUCGCUUCCUUCAAGAAUCAUUUAUGCGAAAUACCAUUCUGUGUAAUGGUUGAUCACAAGACUGCCAGUAUUGUUGUGGUUAUACGAGGAUCAUUAUCGUUGCGGGAUAUAAUUACUGAUUUUGCAGCCUCGUCUGAUUCAUUUGAAUGUCCUGGUAUUCCACCAGGAAGCACAGCCCACAAAGGCAUGAUAAUAGGAGUAAAAAUAAUCUUAAAACAAUUGGAGAAUUAUAAAGUCCUGGAAAGAGCAUUCGCCACGUAUCCCAAUUAUCAUCUGACACUUACUGGUCAUAGUUUAGGAGCCGGUUUAGCCAUUUUGCUGGGUUUACUGAUACGUCCUCGUUAUCCAGAGUUGAGAGUCUACGCGUUUGCUACACCUGCUGGAUUGCUCAGCAGAGAAGCUGCUAGGGUCACGGAGGAAUUUGUAUUGACUAUAGGACUUGGCGAUGAUCUCGUAAUGAGACUGAGUGUGGAUAGUACAGAGAAUUUAAGGACGUCAUUACUGACAACUCUUCAUGCUUGUCGAUUACCUAAGUACAGAGUAGUCCUAAACGGAUUUGGAUACGCUUUGUUUGGAGUUCCCGACAGAGAUCUGACUAAAACAUGGGCCAAUCAUAACAUAAUUAACACAAUCCCGGGUCAAUCGCCUUUGCUGACCAAACACAACGAUGUGGAUAAAAUAAUAGAGCGCGAUAUAACAAAAAGAAGAUAUUCAAAAAUGAAACUGUUUAAUGCUGGUCGUAUACUUCAUAUAGUGAGAUGCAAACUUGAAAAAACGGAAGGAAAGAGCAAGAAACAACUCGCAAAGGAGAGAAAAUACGAGAUGCGAUGGGCACAAGCGGAAGAAUUUACGAAAUUAUCAGUAAUGCCACGCAUGCUUUUGGAUCACUUACCAGAAAAUAUAGAGCGGGCUUUAGCCACAUUAAUGGAGCAACAAAACGAUGUACCAUAUUAUUUCGAUCCUUAGUGUAAC
Cyphomyrmex costatus is the source of this 2030-nucleotide messenger RNA. Its product is annotated as sn1-specific diacylglycerol lipase beta. The record is from RefSeq and is a predicted model, not a curated record. Gene Ontology annotation, cellular component: plasma membrane; cytoplasm. Gene Ontology annotation, molecular function: triacylglycerol lipase activity. Lineage: Eukaryota; Metazoa; Arthropoda; Insecta; Hymenoptera; Formicidae. Gene Ontology annotation, biological process: arachidonate metabolic process; neurogenesis; diacylglycerol catabolic process. The coding region runs from base 27 to 2024 and encodes 665 amino acids. The transcript is spliced from 14 exons.